This is a messenger RNA of Rattus rattus (black rat), 881 nucleotides long. RefSeq names its product glutathione S-transferase alpha-2. Gene Ontology annotation, molecular function: glutathione transferase activity. The transcript has 7 exons. Bases 104 to 772 code for a protein of 222 amino acids. Gene Ontology annotation, biological process: xenobiotic metabolic process; glutathione metabolic process. The record is from RefSeq and is a predicted model, not a curated record. Lineage: Eukaryota; Metazoa; Chordata; Mammalia; Rodentia; Muridae. Gene Ontology annotation, cellular component: extracellular exosome; cytosol.
AUUGUCACCGUAUUAAAGUGGCGUGCACACUCCUCUGGAGCUGGAGUUGGGAGCUGAGUGGAGAAGAAGCCACGACUCUCGCUAGUGAACCACAGUUGCUGCUAUGUCUGGGAAGCCAGUGCUUCACUACUUCAAUGCCCGGGGCAGAAUGGAGUGCAUCCGGUGGCUCCUGGCUGCAGCAGGAGUGGAGUUUGAAGAGAAGCUUAUACAGAGUCCAGAGGACUUGGAAAAGCUAAAGAAAGACGGGAAUUUGAUGUUUGACCAAGUGCCCAUGGUGGAGAUUGACGGGAUGAAGCUGGCACAGACCAGAGCCAUUCUCAACUACAUCGCCACCAAAUAUGACCUCUAUGGGAAGGACAUGAAGGAGAGAGCCCUGAUUGACAUGUAUUCAGAGGGUAUUUUAGAUCUGACUGAAAUGAUUAUCCAAUUGGUAAUAUGUCCCCCAGACCAAAAAGAAGCCAAGACCGCCUUGGCAAAAGACAGGACCAAAAACCGGUACUUGCCUGCCUUUGAAAAGGUGUUGAAGAGCCAUGGCCAAGACUACCUUGUAGGCAACAGGCUGACCCGGGUGGACGUCCACCUGCUGGAACUUCUCCUCUAUGUUGAAGAGUUUGAUGCCAGCCUUCUGACCUCUUUCCCUCUGCUGAAGGCCUUCAAGAGCAGAAUCAGCAGCCUCCCCAAUGUGAAGAAGUUCCUGCAGCCUGGCAGUCAGAGAAAGCCAGCCAUGGAUGCAAAACAAAUCGAAGAAGCAAGGAAGGUUUUCAAGUUUUAGCGGAGCUGCACUGUCCAAUUUCUUGUAUUCCAGGCUCUGAUGUUUGCAAAAAAUGAGAAGCAAUUGUUGAUCCUGGCUAUUUUACAAUAAUAAAAAAAUGAACAAAUGG